This is a messenger RNA of Aspergillus mulundensis, 1632 nucleotides long. Its product is annotated as putative Zn(II)2Cys6 transcription factor. NCBI's taxonomy places the organism in Eukaryota, Fungi, Ascomycota, Eurotiomycetes, Eurotiales, Aspergillaceae. The transcript has 4 exons. Gene Ontology annotation, biological process: DNA-templated transcription; regulation of DNA-templated transcription. The coding region runs from base 1 to 1632 and encodes 543 amino acids. Gene Ontology annotation, molecular function: DNA binding; DNA-binding transcription factor activity, RNA polymerase II-specific; zinc ion binding. The record is from RefSeq and is a predicted model, not a curated record.
AUGCCAGGAGAUUCCGAUUCUUCCUCGAAACCAUCGUCGGUAGCAUGUCUUCCCUGCCGCAGUCGCCAUGUCAAGUGUGAUGCCGUUAUGCCCACUUGCACUCGCUGUCGGACAAACGCUACCGAAUGCCACUAUAUUCGCUCGAGGAGAGGACUACGGAAACGUAGUAAGGACUCUUUAUCUCAACCGCUAGAAGAGAACGUCUUUUCGAUCGGUGCCGACACCUUGCCGGACUGGCUGGAUGCUGCUUUACCUCCAGACUUAAGCGUAGAUGCAGCAAAAACGUUUCUGCAGCCUCAUGAUGGCCCCACGAUUCAAGAGUUCUCUCUCCUUGACGACGCCCUCGCCCUCCCCGAGACAGACCUUGUCACCCCCGAGGUGGCAUAUGACCCGAUGAUCCAGCUCUACUACGAGAACUUCCAUCCUUCACAUCCUUUCAUGAUACCGAGAAAAGCGCUCGGCACCUCGCUCUGCUACCUGAUACCCCCGCCACUCCUCUCCAUCAUGCGCUAUAUCGGUGCUCAUUAUUAUCCAAAUCCGUCUCUCAAGCAGGAAUUCCGCCAAGCAGCGUUCAACGCUGCCUCUGAUGCAUCAAUAGGAGAUGGAGCCAGAGUUCAAGCGUUGCUCUUGCUAGCCAUCGUUGACCAUUCACAUUGCCAUGAGCAGAAUGCGCACCGGCUAAUCCAGACGGCCGUUAGCCUGGCACUGGAGAUUGGAGUAAAUCGUCAGUGCUUUGCUACCGAGCACUCCUACGGCCACUCCGUGUUGGAGGAAAGCUGGAGGAGGACAUACUGGGAGCUCUACGUUGUCGAGGGGCUAUUAGCUGCGAUGCGAGAGCAGAGUUCGUUCAGGUUAUAUCACGAACCGGUAAACGUGCAAUUACCCUGCGAUGAGAAGAUGUAUAACUGUGACAAUGUAAUACCGUCUAGGCAGAGCCUGGAUGACCUCCAGAACAACUGGACACUAGGACAGGACUUUUCAACAUUCGCCUACCGCAUCAGCGCCGUGCAGAAGCUCGGUGCCGUCCUCGAACUAAAUCGCUCCCUCGAACUCGAAGGCAGUCUCGAAUCCCAUAUCGAAACCAUCGAUGCCCAUCUCGUCUCCUCACUCAUGGUCCUCCCUCCACUCCACGGCACAGGAUACGACAGCUCCUGCCACGACGAGAUGGUCUUUCAAGCUCAAAUGAUCCUUUACCUAGCAUUAACCUACCUCCACCACCCCCGCUCCAGCAUGCGCUUCGCCUCCUUCCACGCCAACCCGCCAACCCCCUGCACCCGAUUCCAACUCCCCGAAACACCAACAGAACAACUCUCGCUCAACCACACACAAGCCCUAAACUUACACUCCCACAAACUCCUCCGCGCCGCAGACCACCUCUCCGCCCUCGCCACCCUCCCCAGCGCCAUCCACCGCCGCACCCCGUUCUUCACAUGCGCUCUGGCAAUGUGUAUAAUCGUGCACACCGCCGCCCUGCUCGUCGUUGAAUCAGACGAGAAGAAGAAGGAGGCGAUCAAGGCGCGCAUUCAGCUGAGUAUUGGGGGUCUGAAGGUGCUCGGGCGGACGUGGCCGCUGUCGAAGGUCGUGAGGGGGCAGAUGGUUGAUAUGUACCAGGCGGUUAAUGUGGGGAGGUAG